Molecule: messenger RNA, 1908 nt
Organism: Nerophis lumbriciformis (worm pipefish)
Lineage: Eukaryota; Metazoa; Chordata; Actinopteri; Syngnathiformes; Syngnathidae
Source: RefSeq, a predicted model, not a curated record
AUGGAAGGGUCUGACAGUUCAGAGCAGAGCGGCAGUGACCAGCCGGAGUCGCAGCGUAGGAGGCAGCUGGAUCGUCUUGACAGAGAAGAAGCCUUCUACCAAUUUGUCAACAAUCUCAGUGAUGAGGACUAUCGUCUCAUGAGAGACAAUAAUCUUUUGGGCACCCCAGGGGAGGCAACUGAGGAUGAGCUACUUAGUAGACUUCAGAAUAUCAAGAAUGGUGCAGAGCAACAAAGUGAAGCGCCCAGCACUGAAAUUGCAGAGGAUCCAAGAGAACAACCUGAAUCGUCUGAAGAUCCUGCCAAUGGCGAUAGUCUCCUGGAAUGGCUGAACACUGUUAGGCGCACAGGCAACACAACUAGAACUGGCCACCGUGGAAACCAGUCAUGGAGGGCAGUAAGUCAGACCAACCCGAACAGUGGAGACUUUCGCUUCAGCCUGGAAAUCAGCGUGAAUCGCAAUUUAGCUGAGCAGCAGGCAGCUGCAGAGGGAGAGCAACAGCCUGUUGAGUCUCAAUCAGUGGAAGGAAAUGCGGAACCACCUGUUCUCAUGGAGACGGGGGUGGUAGAAGAACCAGUGGUUGAGGAAAUGGCUGUUAUAGUAGAACCAGAGCCGGAACCUGAACGGGAAGAGGUUGUUUCAAAUGAGACUCAGGAAGAACCAGCAGUCCCACCAGUUGUUGUGCCAGUUCCACCUACACUUUCUUUGUCUCUGCGUAGGAGGGCUCGAAGCCGCAGCUCAGAACCAUGCAGAACCAGGGCUCGUACAGCCAGAAGCCGCUCCCCUCUCCGGUCAGAUCAGCCAGGAGAGCUCCCUAGUCCCCGCUUUGCUCAUACUUCCCAAGCACCUAUGACCGAUACCAGCCCUCCACCUGCCCCUCAAUUGGAGGGUAGUUCUCGGACUCGACAGCAUGUCGUUUCUAGACCAAGUGCUGCUGAGAGCAAUAUUCAGCAGCCCAGGGUUGAAAUUGAACAUACACCUGAGACACAAAGUGUUGCCUCUCCUGAAGGUGAAGCUGGAGUUGAAGGGGGUGCAGCUGGACGACGCCCUCCUACUAUCAUGCUGGAUCUCCAGGUGCGUCGUGUGCGUCCAGGCGAGUAUCGCCAGAGGGACAGCAUUGCCAGUCGUACCCGUUCUCGUUCACAGAACUCAAACAACACAUUUCUUUAUGAAAGUGAGCGCGGUGGGUUUCGUAGGACUUUCUCACGUUCUGAACGCGCCGGUGUGCGGACCUACGUCAGCACAAUUCGUAUCCCUAUCCGCAGAAUCUCUGAUGCAGGUUUGGGAGAGGCGACCUCAAUGGCUCUCCAGUCUAUGAUUCGACAGAUCAUGACAGGCUUCGGUGAGCUCGGCUACCUCAUGGAUUCAGACUCCGAUUCUUCCGAUUCCAACCGUGGAGCCAACGCAUCUGCGGAUUUGACUGAAAACUCCAAUAACACAGACGCUGCCACUCCUGCUGCUCCUGUUGUUGAUGAACCAUCCGUUCCCGCUGGUGUCAGAGCAAGGACAGUUGAUACCGAUAUGGAUGAAGGACUUCCCACUGCUCCACCAACCCCCGGUAGCAGGGCUCGACCCAGACCUCCAAUUAGCCUCGAGGAACCAAGCUCAUUGCCACUCCUCCGACUGGCUCACUUCUUUCUAUUAAAUGAUGAAGAUGAGGACCAACCCCAAGGGCUGACCAAAGAACAGAUAGAUAACCUCGCCAUGCGCAACUUUGGUGAGAAUGAUGCCUUGAAGACUUGUAGUGUGUGUAUAACAGAGUAUGCAGAAGGAAACAAGCUCCGCAAACUUCCGUGCUCCCACGAGUAUCACGUGCACUGCAUCGAUCGCUGGUUGUCGGAAAAUUCCACCUGUCCUAUCUGUCGCAGGGCUGUUCUGGUGUCUACCAAUCGAGAGAGCGUGGUGUAG